This is a messenger RNA of Trachymyrmex cornetzi, 1449 nucleotides long. RefSeq names its product retinal homeobox protein Rx. Gene Ontology annotation, biological process: regulation of transcription by RNA polymerase II. The transcript has 7 exons. Gene Ontology annotation, cellular component: nucleus. The record is from RefSeq and is a predicted model, not a curated record. Bases 1 to 1320 code for a protein of 439 amino acids. Gene Ontology annotation, molecular function: DNA-binding transcription factor activity, RNA polymerase II-specific; sequence-specific double-stranded DNA binding. Lineage: Eukaryota; Metazoa; Arthropoda; Insecta; Hymenoptera; Formicidae.
AUGUCCCAGGGUCGCAUUCACCUGGCGCGAGGAGAGAUUUGCGGCGUACCGAUGUUGCUCGCGAGAGAGGACAACUUCCGUAGAUUUAAUGUUGCCCUAAACGAUGCAGAUUUAGCGUUGUCCGGAAGGCAGCGAAUAUUGGAUGUCUUCUUCGACUCGGAGCAGAAAGUCGACGAUCCGACGACCGAUAACGAGGCCAGACAAAAAGGAGGAGCUUCGACCGCGGAAAGCAUGGGAUUAAUUACCGCGUGCCCGCGGCGGCGGCGGCGGCCUGUUUCUGCCUCCAGGAUCACGCUCAGUGUCGCGCAUCUCAUCGGUGAUCACGUCGCGGACGAUGCUGACCGCCAUGAAGCGGCGCAAGAGACUACAACUAGCGUUAUCGAGACGAGCGGAAGCAUCGAAGAACCGCCGUCGCCAGAGGGUCGAUUGCAACCGGAGGAUCUCUCCGUCACGGCCAAGAUCAAGGACAUCCGGGACACCGCGGAGAACUUGCCACCCCUGAAGACACCCGAGCUGAAGCUAUCGGUUCGCAAACUGCUCGGAUGCACCCCCUCGCCACCACCUAUAUCGAGGGACCGAUCACCCAGCCCGGAAAAUUGCGUUGAAUUAAAAAGUCAAAACUCUAGUGAUGGCAAAACUCUCGUAUCCUCCAAUGAUCAGGCCAAAGUGUCAUCUCAGGUUACAAGGUCGAGUGGACAAGGUCAAGAAGAUUCCAUUAAGGGAUCCAGCUGUCGGAGCAACGGAAGCGGCAACGGCAAGCAGAGGAGAUCACGGACGAACUUCACCAUUGAGCAAUUGGCCGAGCUUGAGAGGCUCUUCGAUGAGACGCAUUAUCCGGACGCGUUUAUGAGGGAAGAGCUGAGCCAGCGGCUAGGUCUCAGUGAAGCGCGGGUACAAGUCUGGUUCCAGAAUCGACGUGCCAAGUGUCGUAAACACGAGAGCCAGUUACACAAAGGUAACGUGCUCAUGGUGCUGGCACCGCGCAGCCCGCCGACGACGUUGGAGCCGUGUCGAGUUGCACCUUACCUGCCAGCCCUCAGGUUACAUCCGCCGCCGAUGCAGGGAACUACAAAUGUCACAGUAGGAUCAGCUUUUGACCCAGCGGUGCUGCACUACGCGGCAGCUGGGGGCCUCUUCUGUCUGCCACCACCACCGCCACCGCCGCCCCCGGCGCCGUCGGCUGGUCAUCCUCCUCAUCCGCUGAGCCUGGCGGCGUCAUUGGCCGCUGCGGCGGCUCGUUCGAAGAACAGCAGCAUCGCAGACCUUAGGCUGAAAGCGAGACGGCACCAGGAGGCCUUAGGGCUCGACAGGCCCGCGUAAGGUUCGCGGUGUGGUACGUCUUGGACGAAGAGGGACUCGACGGGGAUGAAGAAGUGCGAGUUGUGUCGUGACGGUUGCACGUGUCAUUGUUUCGUGCAGAAACUUGCUCGCGUAUAGAAUAUAAAAGCG